Molecule: messenger RNA, 3119 nt
Organism: Aedes albopictus (Asian tiger mosquito)
Lineage: Eukaryota; Metazoa; Arthropoda; Insecta; Diptera; Culicidae
Gene: FucT6
Product: alpha-(1,6)-fucosyltransferase
Exons: 3
Coding region: 1009-2730 (573 amino acids)
Biological process (GO): protein N-linked glycosylation
Cellular component (GO): Golgi cisterna membrane
Molecular function (GO): glycoprotein 6-alpha-L-fucosyltransferase activity; protein binding
Source: RefSeq, a predicted model, not a curated record
AGUCCCGUUUGUUGCUUCGAGUUGCGUUGCGACAGCAGAGAUAACUGCGAUAAGUGAGUUUUUCAACAAAAAUACCUUGGGAAUCCCGAGGAAAGGAAACGCUGCUAUCAACGAAUGUCGCGUCCAUACAGUGUUAAAAUCCAGUUUCAUAUGUUCACUUUUUUGUUGAAUGAGUGUUUUCAUUGAACAUCACCGCGGCUGGAAUCGAUCAUUGAAUUUCAUUGCUGGUGGUAGAAGAGAGCAGCACCUAGCUGUCACUACGGUCAGUGAUUAGGAUUGAAAGUGUUUGUGGAAAAAAGUGUUGCUGUGAAGCUAUUCUAUCCGAAGCAUCCGAAGUGCGGGGAGAAAAUGAGUGUUGUUUGAAGGUAGCUGGCGAUCCAUUCACAGAAAAUUUAAAUAACAAUAGACCGCAGAGUGCGAGUGAGAACAGAAUUGAAUUCGCGUUGUGCGGUGUGACUUGGAUGUUUACGGCCUGCUGCACUUCCCCAGCAUUACUACUGUCCGCUUUAUCUCUAUAGUGGCGGAGGGCGAUGAUGAUAGGAUGAUACCGUGAUGAAUGAUGGAGCACAAGUGGAACUAAUCUUUCCGUGGCCAAUUUUGUUCUGAGGCGCGAGAGGUGGUCGGCGGGAAUGCGCCAAAAGAGCAGCAAUUUUGCAUUGAUUAUGGUGUUGAAUGGAGUGGUGGUGAAUCGUUCGAGUUGGUUGACGACUGGAAAUUCAUUGUUUUGGCUUCGCUUUCAGUCGGAAUAAUCGGAAGAGAAACAUCAGCCCCUGGCUAAUCUCUGUUUGCACAGUAAAACCCACGCGGCGAUAGAGAACACGUCACCUUCUUUUUUUGUGGAAACAGCAGUGUAAAAACAGGCAAUGCUAUGGAAACUAAAUCCCAUUAGGAUCUAAGCUCGUGCUUGCUCCUGUUAAAGGGCUGUUGGAAGGAUUAUACAGAGGAAGUACACAUUACAAAACAAGUAACAGUAAGAUUACAAAGCGCAUUUCCAAAAAAAACAAAAUAAUGAUACUUCGGCAGCUGAUGGGACUCAACACCUGGGUCCGGGUCCUGAUAGCCUUCAUUUCGGUCUGGGUGAUCCUAGUCCUUGUAUUCUACUCAAAACUCAACACUGGAAACGCCAGUGACAGCGACGAUGCAAUCCGACGCCUAAACCAGGCUCUAACGUACCUGGAAAAGUCCAAACAGGUCGACCAGGAGCUGCGAGGCCUAAUAGACGAAUACCUCAGCGAUCAGUCCUACAAUAGGAAACAGAAGUUCGUCGACGAGCUGGGCAACAAGCUCCAAAUCCAGGGCGCCGGCGCUGGCCGCUUCAAAGGUGUCCCCUCGCUCGAGUACGAACAACUCCGGCGGCGAGUCUACAGCAACGCCCAAGAACUCUGGAACCUGCUACAUUCCGAAACGGCAAGCCUUGCCAAAACGGCCCGCCAAAAAACCCCAGAAAUCUACCCACAGGCGGAAAACUUCCUAGCCUUGGCUGCAGAACACAAACGAUCGCUCCUGAACGACAUGGCCCAGAUGCGGGCCAGCGAUGGCUACGAGUUCUGGCGCUACAAAGAAUCCAAAGAUCUCAGCGAUUUGGUUCAGAAGCGCCUCACCUACCUGCAGAAUCCCGAAGACUGCAACUCGGCCCGCAAGCUAAUCUGCCGGCUGAACAAAGGUUGCGGCUACGGAUGCCAGCUGCAUCACGUGGUCUACUGUUUCAUCAUGGCCUACGCCACCGAACGCACCCUCAUCCUGAAUUCCAAGGGCUGGCGCUACCACAAGGCCGGCUGGGAGGAAGUCUUCCAGCCCAUCUCCGACACCUGUCUCAGCUCGAACGGGGCAACGCACGCCAGCUGGCCGGGCACACCGGAAACGCAAGUCCUCACUGUGCCAAUCAUCGAUUCGCUCAAUCCCAGACCGCCGUACCUCCCGCUGGCCAUCCCGGCCGACUUGGCACCACGGCUAACCAAACUGCACGGUGAUCCCAUCGUUUGGUGGAUCGGACAGUUCCUGAAGUACCUGCUCAAACCGACCGGCGAGACGCGGCAGAUGCUCGAGAAUGGCAUCGAAAAGCUCGGCUUCAAGAAGCCGAUUGUCGGAAUUCACGUCAGACGCACGGACAAGGUCGGAACGGAGGCGGCCUUCCACGGGAUUGAGGAGUACAUGCAAGCGGUCGACGAUUACUACGACCAGGUGGAGAUGGUGGAAGCCAUCGACAAACGCAGAGUUUUUAUCGCUAGUGACGAUCCUAAGGUAAUUGACGAAGCCAAAUCCAAGUACCCCCAGUACGAGGUCAUCGGUGAUCCGGACGUGGCCAAGGUUGCUGCCGUAUCCACUCGCUACACCGAUUCCUCACUGAACGGAAUCAUCCUGGACAUCCACCUGCUUUCGCUGAGUGACUAUCUGGUAUGUACCUUCAGCUCUCAGGUAUGUCGGGUGGCGUACGAGAUCAUGCAAACCAUGUAUCCGGACGCCUCCAACCGUUUCAAAUCGCUGGACGACAUUUACUACUAUGGUGGCCAGAAUGCCCACAAUCGUGAGGUGGUACUGCCGCACAAUCCGAAAAAUCACGACGAAAUACACAUGCGCAAGGGGGACCUGAUCGGAGUGGCCGGUAACCACUGGAAUGGGUUCUCCAAGGGCAAGAACGUCCGUACCGGUCAGGUGGGACUGUUCCCAUCGUUUAAGGUUAACGAUAAAAUCGAAGUCGUGGAACUGCCCACGUAUCCCAACGUAAAGUAAGCGACAAAACGGAAACGUGAAUUGAUUUUUCUCUAUGUGAUAGAUCGUGUGUUAGCGCGGUAGGAGGAGAAUGUGGUGUAAAAUAAUUACAUAUUUUGAAGUAAGCUGAGACCCCGUCGAGGAGAAAUUAUUACCUUCUAUAGACAAAAUCUACCGAACACGUGAAACAUGCCAGAACAAAAUCCUUCUAGAGUUACUAAUUUAUUUGUAUUAAGUCAGAAUGAUAGAGAAGUACCGAUGUCAAAUCAUAAUGUGCAAAAACAAAGAGAGAAACACUCGAAACUGGAAACGACCUACCAACAACCAAGUAAGAAGCAUUAAUUUAUACAAACUAACAGAAGAAACACUGACGAAAACGAGCAGUAAAGCAAUUAUGUAAUAUAAACUUA